CGAUUCUCACUUGAUACAUACAUUUUUUUCCAUUAGGAAGAUUUUUUCAGAAUUUUUCUCUGCUUUUUUUUUGUGUGUGAUUUUCAAUUUUCCAUUUAAUUUUGACGACAGCCAUGCCGCGUGACUACGACAGGGACUACAACGAGGACACCACCGACUACAAACGCAAGCGUCGCGAUGAAGAUCCUGAGGCUACAGGCGGGGCUGAAGCAGCCGAGCAAGAUGGACACGGACAUGGUCAUGGUCACGGUCAUGCCACUACCGCCAGCCACGCCCCCUUGCACGAUACGCCCCAAUUAAAUGAAAAGACAAAUGCAUAUCUGCAGGAAUGUUUACAAGAAAAGAAGACGCUGGAAAAGAAACACAUUAUAACAAAGCGUUUACUUGACGACGAGGUGGAGAAAAUAUUGGUCAGUGGUCGCAUACCAAAGCCUGAGAUCUAUGCCAAUGUGUACAGCGAGAAGCCCAUACGUGUGGCCCAGAAAGUCCUUUUCCCCAUUAAAGAAUAUCCCAAAUUCAAUUUUGUUGGCAAAAUUCUUGGCCCCAAGGGUAACACUUUGCGCCAACUGCAGGAGGAGACCAUGUGCAAAAUGGUUGUUAUGGGACGCAAUUCAAUGCGUGAUCAUGGGAAGGAGGAGGAGCUACGUAGUUCAGCAAAUCCCAAAUAUGCUCAUCUAAGUCGUGAUCUGCAUGUGGAAAUCUCAACGGUUGCCCCACCAGCGGAAGCCUAUCAUCGUCUUAGCUAUGCUUUGGGCGAAAUUCGCAAAUUUAUGAUUCCCGAUGCCAAUGAUGAUAUUCGUCUAGAGCAAUUGAGGGAAAUGGAUGGAAAGGAGCGUCUAUAUAAGAAAUCUCACCAUUAUUCUAAAUCCUAUGGAGAGCAUGGAGCUUACAGUACACGGACACCGCCUCCUUCGUCAUCGAAACCCAAGGUAUAUUCCAUAUUGGAAAAGGCUCGCUAUGUAAUGGAUGAUCCCAAUUAUGGCAUUGUAAAGACACAUAGAUCGCGUGACCACGAGCUAUACGAUCAUGAAUAUGAUCGGUAUGCCACACCGCCGCCGCCUCAGUCGUCUAAGCACUCCAGUCAUCAUGCCCAAUAUGAUAGCUCUUCCUAUGAGCGCGACUAUCGUCGUGAGUAUCAUCCGCAUUCGUCCUCCUCAUCUUAUGCAGCAGCUGCCUAUACGGCAAAACCAAGCAAUGGUCGUUCAUCAUCGUCAUAUAGACCAACAACGACAUCGGGCUCGGGAUCACAUUCAUCGGCGCAUGGUCACUAUGAAACUGGAUCACGGUCUCGUGAAAGUGUGCGUUAUCGCUCGGCUCCAUAUCCAAAAAUACGUUAAAAUACGUUAUCUCAACAUAUAUUUAUAUAUAUAUAGACAUAUAUCGCUCAUAUAUAUAUGUAA
Messenger RNA from Drosophila willistoni, 1400 nucleotides. It is a transcript of the gene qkr58E-1, whose product is annotated as KH domain-containing, RNA-binding, signal transduction-associated protein 2. Gene Ontology annotation, cellular component: nucleus. The coding region runs from base 114 to 1337 and encodes 407 amino acids. The transcript has 5 exons. Lineage: Eukaryota; Metazoa; Arthropoda; Insecta; Diptera; Drosophilidae. The record is from RefSeq and is a predicted model, not a curated record. Gene Ontology annotation, molecular function: mRNA binding. Gene Ontology annotation, biological process: regulation of alternative mRNA splicing, via spliceosome.